AUUACUCUGGCAGUCCUAGAUGUGUCUCUCGGCUGCCGCCUCUGACUUUCCUCUUCCAGAUGUUGACAGGCUCCAAACUGAAUCGAUGGCUAAAGAGGAGCAGCUCUUCUCAUAUCUGCAUGGAAACUGAAUGGGGGAUGAACAGCAGAAGGGCAGGAAAACCAAAGUUGGAUAUUUUUCUGGCACAUGGAGGCAAUUAUCCAGAGCACAUUCCAGAGGCACUGCUUUGAAUUUUGAGCAGGUCUGCUUGUCAUUCCUGAGUGGAAAGAAGUGGGGGAAAAAUAGGAAGGAAAAGUCUCACUCACAGAGGCGGAAUGUCUGUGCUUUCCAUCCUCUUCCUAGCUUCCUGUUCUACUUGGAUGUCACAAGCUCAGACAGAAUUUAAAAGAGUGGCUGAAGCAAAUGUGACUUUGCCCUGUCAUCAUCGGCUGCACCUCUUGGAGCCAGCAAGCCUGGAUAUAGAGUGGCUGCUAAAGAAUUCUGAAGCAGAACCCAAAGUGGUGAUCACUUAUGCAGGAGGCAACAUCUAUCAUGAUAUGAUCGAAGAACAAAAGGGUCGUGUUUCAUUUGCCUCCAAUUUCCUAACUGGAGAUGCCUCUUUGGAGAUUUCUCUUCUGCAGCCAAGCGAUUCUGGGCAAUAUACAUGCAAAGUUAAAAAUGCUGGACAGUAUGAAUGGACACACAUCACACUGAAAGUUCUAGAGAAACCUUCCAAACCCAAAUGCUGGAAGGAAGGGGAACCAUCUGAAGGAAAAGAAAUCACUUUACAAUGUAACUCUGUCUCUGGCACAGCCCCUAUAAUGUACACGUGGCAGCGUGUUGAUGCAAAGGGGAAACUGGAGCCCCUGCCACCCUUGACACGUCUCAAUCUGUCUAAUCCUGCUCAAGUUAUUAUGAAGAAUCUCACAUGGAUGUUCACAGGAUCAUACCAGUGUACUGCCUCCAAUGAAGCAGGAGAGGACAGCUGCGCUAUACAGGUGACAGUGCAACAUCCCCCAAAUGUUGGCAUCAUUGCUGGAGCAGCCUGUGGAGUGAUGGGGGUGUCCUUGUUAGUUGUCCUGGCCGUGUGGCUAACUAUCAAAAGGAAAGAAAAAAAUAAAUAUGAAGAAGAGACUCCAAAUGAAAUCAGAGAAGAUGCAGAGGCACCCAAAGCCCGAUUAGUCAAGCCUGGCUCUUCCUCUUUGGGCUCCAGAAGUUCACACUCUGGUUCUUCCUCAACUAGAUCAACAGAAAACAGCGGCUCUCGCAGCCAGCAAACACUGUCAACAGAAGCUACCCCUCACCUAACACCAACGCAGCACAGCCACCUUGAGAUGAAUGGCAGGAAAAUUGAGCCAAAGAGAAGUAACUACACCAGUUUGAUGAAAACAGAAGCUACCGCUACAAUGAUGCCUGUUCAAAGUCGAGCUUUGCAAACCGUUUGAUUGCUGUUCCAUCUAUUCUUGCUCCAACUAUAUCCAUAAUUUACAUAUACCACCAGCAUUACGCAGUUAGAUUAUUUUAUUUUCCAAUGCAACAUUUGUUUUCUAUAUUCAUACACAUACACACAGACAACAAAAACCCUCAAUAUUUCUGAUCUUUCUGUUUUGAGGUAUGGGCAGACUUGGAAAACAAAACUCAUAGUGACUUUGUAAAAACAAUUACUUCUAUUUUUUUAGGAUUUUUUUUUUAAAUUUUGCAAUUAAUCCUUGUAAGGAGAAAAGGGAAUGCUGAUGCAAUGGGAAUACCAUUUUGCAGUUUUGAACCGAUUUGGUUUUUUAAAGAAUACAGUGAAAUACAGAUAUUCUAACAGAAGUCUGAAGGGAAAAUGAAAUGCAUACAUAUACAAUUGUCUUCUCAGUUGUGACCUCAGUUUUUCACUGCUGAUGUUAAGCCUGAUCAGCUUUGAAAGAAAAUUGACAGCACUUUGCAUGUAUCUUUUUCUUGAACUACCAACAUUUGGACACAUCACCAAAAAAAACAAAAAGUGGAAAGCAGUAACUUCGGAAAAAAGCGAGAAGCAGUACUAGGCUAUAAUUGGCCUUCUUUACUGGAGGGACCUUCUGUGAACAUGGAAGUGCAUUAAUUUAAGAAGGUAUGUAUGACUGAAUACGACUAAAGAAUAUAGGCAUUAGCCCGCUGUGACCAAGCUAAUGUAUUUGUAUGUAUGUAUAUAUUCAUAAAUAAGAAGCAAUUCCACUGAAGGGAAUUAUGUCCUAAUGGAUCAUUAGAAUGUGAGAUCAGAAUCAAAUCCUGAAUUCCAUUUACAAGUUUUUAAAAAUGGUGUUUCAAAGAGUUUUAAAAUACUGUUCUCUAUGCUGGACAUAGUGACAUCCAUUUUUAGGAUGAGUAGCACCAAAGCUUUUUGGGGGGGGGGAGCACUUUUAAAAAGUCAGAGCACAAUUGAUGUCAUAUUAGUAAACAUUUUGAGGUAAUAAUCUAGAGAAUGUGACAAUUUUGAUGGAUAUAGCAUAUUCAAACUUGUAAGACUAAAUGCAAAAUUUAAAGUAUAAAAAAUGGAAAUGAGAUGAAAAUGUAGACUUUAGCAUCGGUGUUAAGAAUGCAUUCAUCUCUCCAAAGCAGGAAGUCUCAUCCAUGGACACAACUAGUAUUACUUGGCUUUAACAAUAAGAAAAUGCAAGUUGUUUGACUUCAAGUGCCAACUAGAUUGCAGUUCUGAUGAGUUUUAAACUGAUAUUAUUCCAUGGGAAUUAUUUCCACCACAUUCUUAAACACAGUCAGUAAGAAGGAAAUAACAGAACCACUAGACUCAUACAUUAUAAGAGUAAUUUAUAAAUGGUUACUUAGGAUUCAAAAGUAGGAUGUAUACUGAUAACGCAGGGCAGUCAGUAUUACAGAUCAUAUAAGGCUGUGACAGAAAGCUAUUUUCACAAGAAAUAAGAACCAGGUUUCCAUCCAUACAACAGACACACUUAAUUUGGAAGUCUCCAUAACAAAAUUUCUGGAGUAUCUUCAAGCACAUUCAACUAUGAUUAAAGUCAGCAUUGCAUGAAUUCCUCAGCGGAGUCUUAUAUUUGCUUGCUCAGAAGUAAGUACCAGACAUGACAGGCUUCCUGUCUAUGUUUGUUUAGAAUGUUAGGAUUAUUUUGUCCCUUUCAGCCAAGCAAGCUAUUUUAUCCCUUCGUGGACGUUAACCCAAUAUAAAAAAAGCAAUUCAGCUUACAGUUUAUUAUGAAGCUCCAUAAUGCAGAACUCAACAUGAAGAAAGUAAAAUACAAGGCAGAUGGACUGUUUCGUCACUUUACUUAUACUGAAACUCAGUAUAAUGCAAAUCAUCAAAUCAUGAGUUAUGCCAAGCUGUUUCCAUCAUGUUCUGAAUUAAAAAACAAUUUAGAUCAUUUUUUUAAUCAACGCUUAGUGAACCAGGUAUAGAAAUCAAUUAGGAGGAUUUCCUACAAAGUAGAGCAGACCUGUCUUAACUCUUGGCUAUAGGCAUUGUUAUUUCUCAGAAAGUGGCUGGCACCAUGACAAAAUCCCCAUUGUAAAGAAUGAGGAAUCACAAAAUUUACUAUGCAGUGGAGACAACAGGUUCCUUGAAAGAGAAACUGGUGAUAAAUAUAUACAGUCUGAAUUAGUUUUCUGCCCCAGUAAAGCAUCCAUUGCACAGAAACUGACAAACUAGUUUCCCUAAAUCACAUGCAAAUAUGUACCAAAUUCUAAAAUGAACUACUCCCAAUACCAUUCCAAAAUCAUGUACUCCAAAGCACAAAAACUGCAUAUGCCCCGCAGUAGCAACAAAACCCAAACAUCCCAUUCUACAAAACACACACGCAUGUAUAUAAACUUUUCUAAAAAGUCCUGAAGGUCCUGCCUUCUUUUUCAAUCAGCCAAAAACAUGCAGGCACCCCAUUCACCAAAUAAAUGCAUCCCUCUAUCCCACCAGUUUUCUUCAUGCUUUUUUCAACUCCUUGGUUGGCUCCUUUCUUCUUCCCCUAAAACCACCUACUCUAUCCUCAUUAUAGCUAUCCUUUAAAUUACACUUACGCAGACAGCUUAUCCUUUGUUAUCACCCACAUUCCUGGUUUCCAUUCUUACUCGUGUUUCAUUGACGUUUAUAACCCACUCUCUUCCUCUUAGAUCAGUCUUGAAAACUUAGCCAGCAGCAGCUGCUGUUUCCUUUUUUCUUGACAAACCUAUGGCUAUCUAUCUGUCCAAUCUUUUCUUUCCUUUCUGAAGUUGUAUUUUGGCCACAAGGAUACAGCAACAUGGUGAAAAAGAAAGGGACAGUAGCUGGAAUGCUGCUGGGCCUUCCAAAUGCUCAAGUGUUCAUUUUGCUGCUGCUGUUGUUUUAAAAGUCUUUAAAAUGUUUUAUACUUCAAAAAGGGGAAUCCAUGGGAGACCUGAAGGAGCGAGCUGUCUUAGUUGUACAACUAGACACUAUGUUGCCAAUCCCAUUAAGAGAUUAUAGUCAAGUUUAUUUAUUAUAGGUAUACACAGCAUGUUUUGAACCUUCAAUUCAUAUUAUAUUCAUCAGCCAAACUCUGCAGUUCUUUGACUGUGAAGCAGAUGAUCUGGAUUCUACUACUGAAGAGAAUAAAUGAGAUUAUAGAUUAAAUCUAAUGUAAGUGAAUUUCUCAGAUAUGAGGGAAGAAAUAAUGGUGCAAUACAGUAUUUCAAAUCACAAGAAUUUCACUGAAGUAUUAAAGGGAAUAUUUAAGCACAAAGGCUUCAAACUCAGCAUGACUCUAAAUAGUAUUCCACAAGGGAAACACCAUACUAUAAACAGCCAAAUAUUAUUUUGUAAAAUAUUGUUUAAACAUUGUUAUCCUGUAUGCAAUUUACUAUGUAGCACUGUCGUAUAAAUCUCUACUUUUGUUUUUAUUCUUGAACUGGUAAACUGGGAAUACCUUGUCUGCUGUUAUCGAUGAACUUGUGCUCAGAAUGAGCAAAGCGAAAGUAAUUAUUUAUUUUAAACUGCUUUGUUUCCACCGUUUUAAGACUUUGUUGUUUUUAAAUAAAGGCUGCCAAACAAAUACCGCAGUUCACCUAAACCCAAACGUAGACUCCUCCGGCCAGUUUUUAUUUC
Messenger RNA from Python bivittatus (Burmese python), 5026 nucleotides. It is a transcript of the gene CLMP, whose product is annotated as CXADR like cell adhesion molecule. The record is from RefSeq and is a predicted model, not a curated record. NCBI's taxonomy places the organism in Eukaryota, Metazoa, Chordata, Lepidosauria, Squamata, Pythonidae. Gene Ontology annotation, cellular component: cell surface; cytoplasmic microtubule; membrane.